This is a messenger RNA of Salmo salar (Atlantic salmon), 6115 nucleotides long. The record is from RefSeq and is a predicted model, not a curated record. NCBI's taxonomy places the organism in Eukaryota, Metazoa, Chordata, Actinopteri, Salmoniformes, Salmonidae.
ACUGUCGGUCAUCACUGCAACCGUGAGGGAGGGGGCGCUCGAGCCACGUCGUUGAAUCAAAUAACCGCUUCAAGCGCAGCGCCAAUGUUUACGAAAGAGCAAGGGUGAGAACAUUAAUUACGACAGUCGCAACGUCUCUAAUAGAACCAAAUUCAGGACAACGGGACACCGGCGAGCCUUUAAUUUAUCCCGGUGGUCCCUACUAUCAUCCAAUAGCAGGAGGGUCUUCCCCCUCCACCCAACCCAUCCAUUCUGGAUGUCCACUCCAGACCCUCCCAUAGGGGGUACCCCUCGACAGGGUCCUUCCCCAGGCCCGGGGCCCUCUCCUGGGGCAAUGCUUGGCCCCAGCCCUGGUCCUUCUCCAGGGGGGUCCUCUCACAGCAUGAUGGGGCCCAGCCCAGGGCCUCCAUCCUUGCCUCAGCCUGGGCCCUCUGGAUACUCCGAGGAGAACAUGCACCCUCUACACAAACCACUGGAAGGUAUGGAGAGAACUACCAUGGAGAGAACUGCAAUGGAGAGAACUGCAAUGGAGAGGACUGGAAUAGAGAGGACUACUAUGGAGAGGACUGGUAUGGAGAGGACUGGUAUGGAGAGGACAGGUAUGGAGAGGUCUGGUAUGGAGAGGACUGGUAUGGAGAGGACUGGUAUGGAGAGGACUGGUAUGGAGAGGACAGGUAUGGAGAGGACUGGUAUGGAGAGGACUGGUAUGGAGAGGACUGGUAUGGAGAGGACUGCCAUGGAGAGGACUGCCAUGGAGAGGACUGCCAUGGAGAGGACUGCCAUGGAGAGGACUGCCAUGGAGAGGACUGCCAUGGAGAGAACUAGUAUGGAGAGGACUGCCAUGGAGAGGACUGCCAUGGAGAGGACAGUUAUGGAGAGGACUGCUAUGGAGAGAACUGGUAUGCAUGAGAAGGGCAUGAGUGAGGAGUCCCGCUUUGCCCAGAUGAAGGGCAUGCCCAUGAGACAGGGAGGACACAGUGGCAUGGGCCCUCCUCCAAGCCCCAUGGACCAACACUCUCAAGGCUACCACUCCCCACUCGGCGGCUCUGACCACUCCAGCCCCGUCCCUUCCAAUGGGCCCCCCUCUGGCCCUCUCCAACCCUCUAGCGCUGGCCCAAACCCCUCAGACACCUCCUCCAACCCGGACUCCCAAACCCUGGGGGGCCAGAACCAGCAGCAGAACCGGCCCGGUGGGCCCCAGCAAAGUGGCUCCGGCCCUGGCCCUCAUGGCCCCAGUCCUGGCCCCACCACCCCUGGUGGCCCCGGUGGAGGCCCUACUCCUUUCAACCAGAACCAGCUUCACCAGCUGCGGGCCCAGAUCAUGGCCUAUAAGAUGCUGGCCAGGGGGCAGCCACUACCGGACCACCUCCAGAUGGCUGUCCAGGGGAAGAGGCCCAUGGGGUGCAGCCCAGGGAUGCAGGGGCCGGGGCCAGGGCAGGGGGGACUGGGGCAGCCCAUGCCCAGCCUGGCUCCUGGAGGUCCUGGAGGUGUGGGGCCAGGACAAGGACCAGGAGGACCCAUGGGCCAGGGCUACAGCAGAGCUCACGGGAUGAUGGGACCCAACAUGCCUCCUCCAGGCCCCUCUGGUCCAACAGGCAUGCAGGGACAGAACCCCAACGGACCCCCCAAGUCCUGGUCUGAAGGUCCGAUGGUAAACGCCGCCGCCCCCUCUAACGCCCCCCAGAAGUUGAUCCCUCCCCAGCCAACGGGCCGUCCCUCCCCUGCUCCACCCUCCAUACCCCCCGCGGCCUCCCCGGUCAUGCCUCCCCAGACCCAGUCCCCUGGGCAGCCAGUCCAGCCCCCACCCAUGGUGCCCCACCAUGCCAAGCAGAACCGCAUUACCCCCAUCCAGAAACCCCACGGACUCGACCCGGUGGAAAUACUGCAGGAGAGGGAGUACAGACUGCAGGCUCGUAUCACCCAUCGGAUAGCUGAGUUGGAGAACCUCCCUGGCUCUCUGGCUGGAGACCUGAGGACCAAGGCCACCAUCGAACUCAAGGCCCUCCAGCUGCUCAACUUCCAGAGACAGCUGCGUCAGGAGGUAGUGGUGUGUAUGCGUAGGGACACAGCUCUGGAGACAGCUCUGGACGCUAAGGCCUACAAGAGGAGCAAGCGCCAGUCCCUACGGGAGGCCCGCAUCACAGAGAAACUGGAGAAACAGCAGAAGAUCGAACAGGAGCGCAAACGUCGACAGAAACACCAGGAGUAUCUGAGCAUUAUCCUGGCCCACGCCAAAGACUUUAAGGAGUACCACCGCUCCAUCACAGCUAAGAUCCAGAAAGCCACCAAGGCCGUGGCCACAUACCACGCCAACACAGAGCGCGAGCAGAAGAAGGAGAACGAGCGUAUCGAGAAGGAGAGGAUGAGGAGGCUGAUGGCUGAGGAUGAGGAGGGCUACCGUAAGCUGAUUGACCAGAAGAAAGACAAGCGUCUGGCCUACCUGCUGCAGCAGACGGAUGAGUACGUAGCCAACCUCACUGAGUUGGUCCGGGCUCACAAGCUGGUACAGGCCCUCAAAGAGAAGAAGAAGAAGAGGAAGAAGAAGAAGCUGGAGAACGCUGAGGGUCAGACUCCUGUACUGGGACCUGAUGGAGAACCUCUAGAUGAGACGUCCCAGAUGAGUGACCUACCAGUGAAGGUGAUCCACGUGGACAGUGGUAACAUCCUGACAGGGGCGGACGCUCCUAAAGCUGGACAGCUGGACACAUGGCUGGAGAUGAACCCUGGGUACGAGGUGGCCCCUCGCUCUGACAGUGAAGACAGUGGAUCGGAAGAGGAGGAGGAGGAAGAGGAGGAGCCCCAGCCAGCAGUGCCUCCAGUAGUGGUCCUCCCAGGGUUAGUAGGGUUAGAGGAGAAGAAGAAGAAGAUCCCAGACCCAGACAGUGAAGAAGUAUCAGAGGUGGACGUACGACACAUCAUAGAGCAUGCUAAACAGGAUGUGGAUGAUGAGUAUAACAGUGCAGAGGCAGCGUUCGCUCGGGGACUCCAGUCUUACUACGCUGUGGCCCAUGCUGUCACUGAGAGAGUGGAGAAACAGUCCACUAUACUCAUCAACGGACAACUGAAACAGUACCAGAUUAAAGGUCUGGAGUGGCUGGUGUCUCUCUACAACAACAAUCUGAAUGGUAUCCUGGCUGAUGAGAUGGGACUAGGAAAGACCAUCCAGACCAUCGCUCUCAUCACGUACCUGAUGGAGAACAAACGAGUCAACGGACCUUUCCUCAUCAUAGUACCGCUCUCAACUCUCUCUAACUGGGUGUAUGAGUUUGACAAGUGGGCUCCGUCUGUAGUGAAAGUCUCCUACAAGGGUUCCCCUCAGGCCAGAAGGGCCUUCAUCCCCCAGCUACGCAGCGGCAAGUUCAACGUUCUCCUCACUACCUAUGAGUACAUCAUCAAGGAUAAACAGGUCCUAGCCAAGAUCCGGUGGAAGUACAUGAUCGUGGACGAGGGCCACCGGAUGAAGAACCACCACUGUAAGCUGACCCAGGUCCUCAACACCCACUACCUGGCCCCCAGGAGAGUGCUCCUAACUGGGACACCGCUCCAGAACAAGCUGCCUGAGCUCUGGGCCCUGCUCAACUUUCUCCUGCCCACCAUCUUUAAGAGCUGCAGUACUUUCGAACAGUGGUUCAAUGCACCGUUUGCUAUGACUGGAGAGAAGGUGGAUCUAAAUGAAGAGGAGACCAUCCUGAUUAUCCGUCGCCUCCACAAGGUGCUCCGCCCCUUCCUGUUACGCAGGCUCAAGAAGGAAGUAGAGGCUCAGCUCCCGGAAAAGGUGGAGUAUGUAAUAAAGUGUGAUAUGUCAGCGCUCCAGAGGGUUCUAUACAGACAUAUGCAGGCCAAGGGAGUCCUACUGACAGACGGCUCUGAGAAGGACAAGAAGGGUAAAGGAGGUACCAAGACUCUGAUGAACACCAUCAUGCAGUUGAGGAAGAUUUGUAACCAUCCCUACAUGUUCCAACAGAUAGAGGAAUCUUUCUCUGAGCAUUUAGGAUUUUCCGGAGGGAUAGUGAGUGGUCUUGACCUGUACCGAGCCUCAGGGAAGUUUGAGGUGCUGGACCGUAUCCUGCCCAAGCUGAGGGCCACCAACCACAAGGUGUUGUUGUUCUGUCAGAUGACCUCGCUCAUGACCAUCAUGGAGGACUACUUCGCCUACCGCAACUUCAAGCACCUGCGUCUGGACGGCACCACCAAAGCAGAGGACAGGGGCAUGCUGUUGAAGGCGUUUAACGACCCGGCCUCCCAGUACUUCAUCUUCCUGCUCAGUACCAGAGCCGGCGGGCUGGGCCUCAACCUGCAGUCAGCUGACACCGUGGUCAUCUUUGACUCUGACUGGAACCCUCACCAGGACCUGCAGGCCCAGGACCGUGCGCACCGCAUCGGCCAACAGAACGAGGUCCGCGUCCUGCGUCUCUGCACCGUCAACUCCGUAGAGGAGAAGAUCCUGGCGGCGGCCAAGUACAAACUCAACGUGGACCAGAAGGUCAUCCAGGCCGGCAUGUUUGACCAGAAGUCAUCGAGCCACGAGCGCCGGGCUUUCCUGCAGGCCAUCCUGGAGCACGAGGAACAGGACGAGGUCGGGGCCCCGGGGGGCGUGUGGAAGUCUGGGGGGUCUUGGGAGGAGGACGAGGUGCCAGACGAUGAGACGGUCAACCAGAUGAUCGCCAGGAGCGAGGAGGAGUUUGACCACUUCAUGCGUAUGGACCUGGACAGGCGGCGUGAGGACGCUCGGAACCCCCGGCGUAAGCCCCGUCUGAUGGAGGAGGACGAGCUGCCCACCUGGAUCGUGAAGGAUGACGCCGAGGUGGAGAGACUCACCUGUGAGGAAGAAGAGGAGAAGAUGUUCGGGAGGGGGUCCCGCCAGCGCAAGGAGGUGGACUACAGUGACUCACUCACCGAGAAGCAGUGGCUCAAGGCCAUUGAGGAAGGCACGUUAGAGGAGAUCGAGGAGGAGGUGCGUCACAAGAAGACCACCCGGAAGCGAAAGCGUGACCGCGAUGACCUCCCUGGCCCCUCCUCUUCCUCCUCGGGGGGCAGGCGGAGCCGGGACAAGGACGAGGACGGGAAGAGACAGAAGAAGAGGGGACGCCCCCCCGCAGAGAAACUCUCCCCCAACCCGCCAGCUCUCACCAAGAAGAUGAAGAAGAUAGUGGACGCUGUUAUUAAAUACAAAGACAGUAAUGGUCGUCAGCUGAGUGAGGUCUUCAUCCAGCUGCCCUCGCGCAAAGAGCUGCCAGAGUACUACGAGCUCAUCCGCAAGCCUGUCGACUUCAGGAAAAUCAAGGAGAGGAUCCGUAGCCACAGAUACCGUAGUCUAGGAGACCUGGAGAGAGAUGUGAUGCUACUCUUUCAGAACGCACAGACCUUCAACCUGGAGGGAUCACUGAUCUACGAGGACUCCAUCGUGCUCCAGUCGGUGUUCACCAGUCUGAGACAGAAGAUCGAGAAGGAGGAGGACAGCGAGGGAGAGGACAGUGAGGAAGAGGAGGAGGACCUGGACGAAGGCUCCGAGUCAGAGUCCCGCUCAGUGAAGGUGAAGAUCCGUCUGGGACGGAGAGAGAAGAGUAGUGACCGGGGGAAGGGUAGGAGACGUAUGGGACGCACCCGAGCCAAACCUGUAGUCAGCGACGACGACACUGAAGAGGAGCAGGAGGAGGAACGCUCCCCCAGUGGCACUGAUGAAGAAUCCUAAAUGGAAACUAGCUACUUCAAGGUCCAACUCUACUUCCAUUAUUACCAGGUUUUGUUCAGCUCCAUUUCAUAUCUACUUGGGAAUGGGGAAUUUCACUUAAUAUUGACGUCAACUCCCUCCCUGUUAUGUACAUUAGCACAGCUUUCAUAACAAUAACUACUGGACAUGAAGCACUGCUUAGGUGUGGAAAACAGACUAAUUCUGCCUCAUCCUGUUAGUCGAUGUAAACAACCUUGCUAAUGUAAUAUGUGUGAAUUACUAAAAGUGUUAUUUAUUAUGUCUGGUGUCUUUUGGGGGGUAAGUUGAGGCCAUAUACAGUGCUUUCAGUAAGUAUUCAUACUGCUUGACUUAUUCCACAUUUUGCUGUGUUACAGCCUGAAUUCAAAAUAUAUUUUUUUGACACCCAUCUACACACAAUACCCC